Molecule: messenger RNA, 547 nt
Organism: Paramecium octaurelia
Lineage: Eukaryota; Ciliophora; Oligohymenophorea; Peniculida; Parameciidae
Source: the annotation of a GenBank genome assembly
AUUAAAUAACCAUGUCUUGGGAUGCUUAUGUUUCAAAUUUGACAGCAAAUGGAGCACUUGAAUAUGCUGGCAUUAUUGGAUUAGAUGGAAACAUUUGGGCAAGCAAUUUCGGUGUUGCAGCCCUUCCUUCUUAUCAAGCUGAAGUACCAGAUGAGAAGAACCCAGAUGUUAUCAACCAGGUUGCCUAUGAUGAGAAAGCUGCUUUUGUUCAUGCUCUCAAACACAAUGGAAACAGCGGAAAUGCAGCUGGAGUUAGAAUCAACAAUCAAAAAUAUUAUUCAGUUCAAUUCGAUUCUGAGGCUAAGUCAUGGUAUUUGAAGAAGGUAUAUUACAACAUGAUAAUCAAUAGAACAAAGGAGGAGCUUGCAUUGCUUGGGCUAACACCGUCGCUGUCUUUGCUUCAUUCUCCCAAACCAUCAAUGCUGAAAAUGGAGCUACUUAGAAUGCUGCUGAAUGCAACAAACGUGUCAUUGACAUGGCAAAGUACCUUGCUGACUCUGGAUAUUGAGUUGUUAUGUUCACAUUAAACAUAAAAUAAAUAUACAUC